Molecule: messenger RNA, 3951 nt
Organism: Conger conger (European conger)
Lineage: Eukaryota; Metazoa; Chordata; Actinopteri; Anguilliformes; Congridae
Gene: marveld2b
Product: MARVEL domain containing 2b
Exons: 8
Coding region: 353-2116 (587 amino acids)
Biological process (GO): bicellular tight junction assembly
Cellular component (GO): bicellular tight junction; cytoplasmic vesicle; apical plasma membrane
Source: RefSeq, a predicted model, not a curated record
GUCACGUGACCAGAUUCCUACGCUUCUCAUAGUUUGGGAGAAGGUGAACGAAAAGCAAAUUUUUCUAACAACAGGUGAAGGUCAUAAAUCUGUGUGUUAAUUGGGGAUGCCGAUUCCCUGUGAAAACAACAGGCCUUAAUCUUGUGUUUCUACCACAGUUUAAGAGCAGUUCUUGGCCAAUCACCUGGGUCCAUUCUGCCAGUGAAGAAACAGGUCAUUGUGACAUCAGCUCCUGUUCUUUCUAGAUAGCUGAGUGGUCAAAGCCAAGCACGGUUUGCACAGUGACCUCCCUGCAAGGCAAUGUAAGUCUUGCCGAGUGACAGCGUGUAAGCGAGGGCUAUAAACGUUCCCCAUGUCUUCCGGAGGAGGGCCGUCGGCCCGCUUUGACCGGGUGCGAGACGUCUCUCCGUACUACGACGAGGUGCCCCUGGGCUCUCUGAGGAGGGAGGAUGACCCCCGGCCGCUGGGCGAUCUGAGAGGGGCCGACCUGGCGCUGAGCUCAGACCCCUUACCGCCCCCUCCCCUCCCGGACGCGCCCCCGGUGGGGCCCGAGUUCUACCCCAGCGACAGCGAGGACAACCUCGACGCGCUCGACAUCAAACCGGUCCGCCGCUUCAUCCCCGACUCCGUCAAGAACUUCUUCCGGGGCGGGGGCGGGAGCGGGAGCGAGUCGGUGAGCGGGCGGGACAGCGAGGGCAAACCCUGGGCCAUGCUCCACCCCGAAAACGACAACCGCACCACCGAGGGGGUGAGAUGCUCCCCCCCUCACUCCCCCUCGGUCCCCGGCUCCUACCGCAGCUACAACUCCCGCAAGGAGCUGCUGCUGGGGGCGGAGGCCCUGGAGUCCAUCGACGGGCGCACGGUCCAGACGGCGCUCACCUACAGCGAGCGGGUGGAGGAGUACAACCAGCGCUACGCCUACAUGAAGUCCUGGGCCGGCCUGCUGCGCAUCCUGGGGGCCAUCGAGCUCCUGCUGGGGGCCGCCAUCUUCGCCUGCGUCUGCGCCUACAUCCACAAGGACAACGAGUGGUUCAACAUGUACGGCUACUCCCAGCCCCAGAUGUUCGGAGGCGGGUACGGGCAGCAGGGCGCCGGCGGGGUCGGCGGCGGGGCCUACUACACGGGGCCGAAGACCCCCUUCAUCUUGGUGGUGGCCGGCCUGGCCUGGUUCGUCACGGUGAUCGUGCUGGUGUUGGGCAUGUCCAUGUAUUACCGCACCAUCCUGCUGGACUCCACCUGGUGGCCUCUCACGGAGUUCGUCAUCAACCUGGCGCUGGCCGUGCUGUUCAUGGCGGCGGGGAUCUUGUACGUGCGCGACACCAACCGCGGCGGGCUCUGCUCCUACCCCGUCUUCAACAACGGCAUCAACGGGGCCUUCUGCCGCGUGGAGGCCGGGCAGACGGCCGCCAUCAUCUUCCUCUUCGUCAACAUGCUGGUGUACCUCAUCGGAGCGAUCGUCUGCCUGAAGCUGUGGAGGCACGAGGCUGCCCGCCGGCUUCGGGAAGGCAUGGAGCUGGAGAUGAAAACAGCAGCAUCUUCUGUGCCGAGAUCCUUGGAGCUCGGAGGUUCGAAUGGACAGGCGGAGUCAGUGCAGGAGAAUCCUGUCCGAGCCCCUCCCUCCGUGAUGACGCAGCCGGAGAUCCUGAGCGGACACAUCCCGUCCGGAUAUAUCCCCAAACCCGUCAUCAUGCCCGACUACGUGGCGAAGUACCCCACCAUCCGUACAGACGAGGAGAGGGACCAGUACAAGGCCGUGUUUAAUGACCAGUACUCGGAGUACAAGGAGCUCCACGCUGAGGUCCAAGCCGUGCUCAAGAGGUUCGACGAGAUGGACGGGAUGAUGAGGACUCUGCCCACACACCCCUCCAACCAGAUGGAGCAGGAACGCGUCCAUGCCAUCCUACAGGAGUAUCGGAGGAAAAAGACAGACCCGACUUUCCUGGAAAAGCGGGAGCGCUGUGACUACCUGAAGAGCAAGCUCUCUCACAUCAAGCAGAAGAUCCAGGAGUACAACAAGGUGAUGGACUGGAACGACGGCUACAGCCUGGACGCGUUCGGAUCGCGCUCAGACCGACUGGAUCGCUUGGAUGGCUAUGACGACAGAGGGUACUCGUAACCCUCCACCCGAGACCACCACCGACUGGACGGGACGCUCCCCCUCCUUCAACACACCACAGCCUCGGGGGCAGAUAUCAAAAUGUCUUUACGCCCACAGAGACCUGACCGACACAGUUCAAUCCCGCCUGCAUAAGCACAGCUUUCCAGGAGAAAGGGGACUAUCUGACGCUGUUUUUCCUCUUUGAUUUCCCCUCUCCAUAAGGAGAACAUGGAAGAUUAAUGAAAUGGGCACAUGGAAACUGAGACUCUUCUGUCAUUUUUAGAAUGUAUAUGACUUCUAAUCUGAGGCAAAAACUGCAUAACAGGGCAAGUUCCAGAUGCCAGUUCUUCAGCGCAGACUAGACUACCAAAUGGAAAAAUGGAACCAAAGAACAGUAACUGUGAUAUUUAGUUUUGGAAUGAACCCUUUAAGGUGUAAGAUCACUAAUAUGUGAUUGGAAUGUUUUUAACUAAACAUUCUAAUGCUGAUGUAACAGUCACUACUGGCAAUUGAAAGCAACGGAGUUCUAGAACACUGGACUGAACCAAAAAAACACUCUUCAAAGGGCAAACUGGUGUGUUGAGAAUUGAAAGGCUUUUUUCUGAGAUGGUAUUCUGAUGGGGAAGGGGAGGGGAAUGAUUACUUCCGUUCCCCUUGCAUUCUGACUGAAUUGUUUGUUUUCUGUAAUUCAGUCUGGUAAUUCUGAUCAUUGUUGCCAGGGUUGCUUUCAGAAAGGCAUUUACACAACGUUGUGAAACAACAUAAUUGUAAAAAUGGUCCAUCUGUUCUGUGACCUUGAGAGAAUAAGGAAACUGAUUCAAGGGGACCGCACUUCUCCAAUGUCAAGGUGAUGGUCCAUGUUGUGGCCCACUGUUAGUGUCCACUGGCAAAACCUUCUGGACUGCUGUGUAUUUGAUCUGUUUUUUUACAGUUAUGGCACAUUAUACCUGAAGUUCUGUAAAACUUCACAUUGGAAUUGUAAUCAAGUUGCAAUAAUUUUGGCACAAACCUGUUAAGUGUAAUUUCAGGGCUGCGGAUGUCCUAGUCCUCUUUGUGUUUUUAAGUUUAAUGCAUUAUCAGGCUGUUUUUUAAAAUCUGUUUUUUAUUUUGUAUUUUAUUUUUGAGUAAAAAGACUUCAGAGCCAUCACUCCACUCGAGUACUCAAUCCAUAAUGUUUGGGACAAAGACCCACAGUUUAUUUAUUUGCCUCUGCACUCCACAAUUUGAGUUUCAAUUUAAACAUCACAUGUGGUUAAAGUGCACAUUGUCAGAUUUUUAUGAAGGGCAUUUUUAUACAUCAUCAGAGUGUGGAUAUCUUAUUUUCAAGUUGUCCUACAAGUGAUACUAAAACCCUUUGCAUUUGAAUGGAGCUCUAUGGGAAUUGGGGGGUGGGACUAGAUUCAGCUGUCAAUUAUGCUGAUCCAGUAUGCAAUAGAUUUGUUGCCUAAAUAACUUAAAGUUUCGAGGUGUCAAACCACCUGCUGCCAGAUAUCCAGUAGAUAUGAAAAUAAUAGUUUCUGCUGAAUAUUUUUUGGAAACAAUUAUUCUCUAUUUGUACUUGAACAACUUGUCUUUUCUUACAAAUCUCAAUUUACAAAUAGCGGAGUACAGAUGAAUGAUGGGUCUUUGUCCCAAACAUUAUGGAGGGCACUGUAUGUCUCUUUUGUGAACCUAAGCAAAUGGUGCUCUCUAGAAUUGUUUAAGUUUCACUGAACUGUCUUUUCCUCCUGCUUUUGUGAAAGCAUUAACCCAGAACUGCUGUGCGAUCAACAUUCAUAUCUCAGUAUCUAUAUUAUCCAAAUCUAACACAUAUUUGCAUAAUGUGUAAAUAGAGACUGGUGUGGACACUGAAA